This is a messenger RNA of Quercus robur (English oak), 2565 nucleotides long. RefSeq lists its product as uncharacterized. NCBI's taxonomy places the organism in Eukaryota, Viridiplantae, Streptophyta, Magnoliopsida, Fagales, Fagaceae. Gene Ontology annotation, molecular function: RNA polymerase I core binding; RNA polymerase I general transcription initiation factor activity. Gene Ontology annotation, biological process: transcription initiation at RNA polymerase I promoter. The coding region runs from base 378 to 2207 and encodes 609 amino acids. Gene Ontology annotation, cellular component: nucleus. The transcript is spliced from 16 exons. The record is from RefSeq and is a predicted model, not a curated record.
AUGUCAUUAUCAGCCACGACAAAAAAGAAAGAAAACUUAGGUACAAGCAGUGUGUAAACCCUAGCCACCGCCUACAUCGUAUUGCCUGCCAGCUCGUUCCUCUUCUGUAAACCCUAGGCGCUACCUCACCUUAAAAAAAAAACCAAAUCACCCUCUCCGAUCAAACUGCAAGAAUAAUAUAUAAGUUUCAUCUUUAUUUCCCGAGAUUGUUUUUCGCUGCUUGCGUACUUGUCGGCCUUUUUGGCAGUUAACACAACCCUUUUCCGCCGAUGAUUUCAAGGACAUCCUUGGUUCAGGUAUUAAUUAAUUAAUUAAUUAAUUAUCAUUAAAAGUUGGCACUCCUAGGCCCUGCUGAAACGACGACGAUCAGUAGGGUCAUGGGAGCCGAAGAAUUUGGUUACAACAUCAAGGAGCAGACAUUUAAUGAAAUGGAGGAUGAUGAUUUUAAUCAUUUCAGUGAUUCAGAGUUAGUCUACCAUGUUAGGGACGCUCUCAAUUCUGUCUCAUCGGGUGAUUGUGACAGUUAUAAUCAGCUUGUUGGGGUAAUGCACCAUUCAAAAGGACUUGCCCCUGAUGAGGUGGCACUGCUUGUGACAAGUUUAAAGGCGCUAUCUGGAGCAGUUUCUUAUAUAGAUAUUUCUCUUCAUGAAGCUCUUCUUUCUUCGAUUUUUGACAUGAACAUGUGGAACUAUGGACCUGAUGUGAUGGAUGCUUUGCUUGGACUAAUAAUAUCCUUGGCUUCUUCGAAUGGAAAAUAUGUUGAAUCAUGUUUGGAAAUGCUUGUGAGCAGUUUCACACCACCUUUCUCUUUCAUAGAUAUGCUGAAGCAGCCACGUGGUAUUGCCAAAAAAGACCAAGUUCUUUCUCGUGUGCAUUUAGCUCUGAAACACAUUGCUGAUUUGGUGCCUCUUGCUCCUUCAAAGCUAUGUCCAAUUAUUUCUCGGAAAAUGCCAAUCUAUGAGAAGGAACCUAUGGUGGUCGUAUAUGCAGAGAACAUGUUAAAGCUGGAGAGUGGUGCAAUUGGAGAAUUUGUUAGUAGCACUAUGCUUAUGGCAUUGAUGGAUACUCUCAUAGAUUUGGAUGUGGAUAUUGGAUGGGAUGGCAUUUUACAUGACGACUCUAGUAAAGGAAUAUUUCAGAUGGAGAUUGAAGAUAUGGAUGACUUUGCAGAUUAUGAUGAGGAAGAUGGCACUGAGGAUAUACUCUUACAGUUUCCAAGAGAAUUAAGUCGGAAGAGUUUGGGAGGAAACUCAACUGCUGAAAAAUUAGAUAGCCUGAUGGUGCUAACUUUUGAGCAUCUCAAAUCAUGUGAAGUCAGUGGCCGUUUGACUGAGGUCUUUGAACCUCUUUUAGACUCAUUUCGGAUUACUGUUCUUACUGCAUACAAGUCAAAAUUUGCUCAGUUUGUGAUGUUCUAUGCCUGUGCUCUAGAUCCUGAAAACUGUGGUGUGAGAUUUGCCGUGUUACUGGCAGAUAUUUUUGCUUGUGAAGACUACCCUCUGUCUUUCCGGAUGAGUGCUGUUGCUUAUCUGGCGAGUUAUUUGUCUCGUGGGAAUUUUCUGUCAGCUCCUUUGGUUGCUAGCAUCUUGAAAAGGUUGGUGGAUUGGUGUUUUGAAUAUUGCAACAGAAAAGGUGGUGAAAUGAACCCGACAUCCCAUAGACUUUUCUACUCUGGAUGCCAGGCCAUCAUGUAUGUUCUUUGCUUCCGAAUGAAAUCAAUGAUUGAUGUUGCUUGGUUCAAGCCGCAUCUUCUCCUUAUAGAGCAAAUCUUGAGGCAUAAAUUGAGCCCAUUGAAGGUAUGUCUGCCUUCUGUUGUAGAGGAAUUUUGCAGACAAGCAGAAGCAGCUCAGCUAUUUACCUCAUCUGAGGAAUUCAAUUUUAAUGACUUGCUGGAGUCAGAACAUUCUAGAGCUUUUGGUGGGAUGGAAAGGCUUGAUAUGUUCUUCCCAUUUGACCCAUGUUUGCUGAAAAAAAGUGACAGGUUCAUUCGGCCACACUUUGUGUAUUGGUCAAUGGUCAGACCUCCAUAUGAUGAUGAUGAAUGUAUUAGUGAUGAAGAUGUUGUUGAGGAAGAGCUUGAUCUUGAUGUGAGCAAAAUGUCUAUCACACCCCGGAAUCCAUUGAGUUAUUGGAUUUCAAAUGGAUUAGAAGAACCUAGAGGAAUGCCUGCAAGAAUUAGACCCUCAACAAGUCCGGAGUCUUUUUGAUGUCAAAACACUUUUUGUCUUUGACUCUUUUUGCUGGAAGAGAUGGAAACAAAAUCUACCUUUGCUCAUACUAAACAGAAGAGCAGGCUUCUAAAUAUGAAAGAUUGUUGCUCGGUUCACCUCGAAGGUGUGCUGCUCAGCUGACAGGAUGGUUUUGCCAUUACAAUUUUGGGCUAUAUAAUUGUGAUCUGACUUCCCUUUUUUUUUCUUCUAUUGCAAAUUGUAAAAUUAAUUGAAGAAGUUGAAAAGUCCUUGUUUGAUAAAUUUUGAGUUAGUUAUUAUUUAUUGUUUCUGUAUUGAUUGUAACAGAACACACAGUAGAGGGGAUAACUUAUUUCAUUGCGAUGCAUUGGAUCUC